AUGAUAAGAAGCUUGAAGAUGACUAGUAACGACUGGACAGCAUCAAAAGUUAGAUCAACUUUCUUAAACUUUUUCAAAGACAAAAACCAUACAUUUGUGCCAUCAUCAUCAGUAGUUCCUCAUAAUGAUCCUACAUUAUUAUUUGCAAAUGCUGGGAUGAAUCAAUAUAAACCAAUUUUCUUAGGUACUGUUGACCCAUCAUCUGAUUUUGCCAAUUUAAAAAGAGCUACCAAUUCUCAAAAAUGUAUCAGAGCUGGUGGUAAGCAUAAUGAUUUAGAAGAUGUUGGUAGAGAUAGUUACCAUCAUACAUUUUUCGAAAUGUUAGGUAAUUGGUCUUUUGGUGAUUAUUUCAAGAAAGAAGCCAUUGCUUAUAGUUGGGAUUUAUUAACUAAAGAAUAUGGUUUGGAUAAAGACAGAUUAUAUGUCACUUAUUUUGGUGGUGAUGAAAAGCAAGGUUUAGAACCUGAUUUGGAAGCUAAGAAUCUUUGGAAAGCUAUUGGAGUUGAAGAAGAUCAUAUUUUACCAGGUGAUGCCAAAGAUAAUUUCUGGGAAAUGGGUGAACAAGGUCCUUGUGGUCCAUGUUCUGAAAUCCAUUAUGAUAGAAUUGGUGGUAGAAAUGCUGCUUCUUUAGUCAAUAUGGAUGAUCCUAAUGUUUUAGAAAUUUGGAAUAUCGUUUUCAUUCAAUUCAAUAGGGAAUCAGAUUCUUCUUUAAGAUCUUUACCAGCUAAACAUAUUGAUACUGGUAUGGGUUUCGAAAGAUUAGUUUCAAUCUUACAAAACAAAUUGUCUAAUUAUGAUACUGAUGUCUUUACUCCAAUUUUCGAAAGAAUUAGAGAAAUUACUGGUGUUAGACCUUACAGUGGUAAAUUUGGUGCUGACGAUAUUGAUGGUAUAGAUACCGCUUAUAGAGUUAUUGCUGAUCAUGUAAGAACUUUAACUUUUGCCAUUACUGAUGGUGGAGUUCCAAAUAACGAAGGUAGAGGUUACGUUUUAAGAAGAAUUUUAAGAAGAGGUUCAAGAUAUGUCAGAAAGUAUAUGAACUAUCCAAUUGGUUCAUUCUUUGAACAAUUAGCUCCUGUUGUUAUUGAAAAGAAUAAAGAAAUCUUCCCUGAAAUUUCCAAAAACUUAGAUGAUUUAUUAGAAAUCUUAAGAGAAGAAGAAGUUUCUUUCGCUAAAACUUUAGACAGAGGUGAAAAAUUGUUCGAACAAUAUGCUAUUAUUGCUUCCAAAACUCCACAACAAACCUUAAGUGGUAAAGAUGUUUGGAGAUUAUAUGAUACUUAUGGUUUCCCUGUUGAUUUAACUAGAUUAAUGGCUGAAGAAGCUGGUUUAGAUAUUGAUGAACAAGGUUUCGAAAAGGCUAAAGAAGAAAGUAGAGAAGCUUCAAAAGGUGGUAACAAUAAAUCAAAAGGUGAUUUAGUUAAAUUAGAUGUUCACUCAUUAGGUGAAUUAGAUUCUAAUGAUUCUAUUCCAAAGACUGAUGAUUCAUACAAAUACGGUUUAGAAAAUGUUAAGGCUUCAGUCGUUGCCAUUUAUGAUGGUUCAAAAUUUGUUGAUUCAAUUUCUGACUCAAAACAAUAUGGUAUUUUAUUGGAUAAAACCCCAUUCUACGCUGAACAAGGUGGUCAAGAAUACGAUACUGGUAAAUUAGUCAUUGACGGACAAAUGGAAUUUAAAGUUGAUAACGUUCAAGUUUAUGCUGGUUAUGUUUUACAUACUGGUGAAUUACAAGAAGGUGAGUUGAAAUUAGGUGAUUCAGUUAUCGCAGGUUAUGAUGAAUUAAGAAGAUGGCCUAUUAGAAAUAACCACACAGGUACUCACGUCUUAAACUACGGUUUAAGAGAAGUCUUAGGUGAUGGUGUUGAUCAAAAGGGUUCUUUAGUUGCUCCAGAAAAGUUAAGAUUUGAUUUUUCUCAUAAACAAGCUUUGAAACCAGAAGAAAUCGUUAAAGUCGAAGAAAUCUGUAACCAAUACAUCAAAGAAAAUAAAGAAGUUUUCGCUGAAGAAGUCUCCUUAUCUGUUGCUAAAUCAAUCACUGGUUUAAGAGCUGUGUUCGGUGAAACUUAUCCUGACCCUGUUAGAGUUGUUUCAAUUGGUAAGUCAGUUAAAGAUUUAUUGGCCGACCCAUCAAAUGAAGACUGGAAUAAAUUCUCAAUUGAAUUUUGUGGUGGUACUCAUGUUGCUAAAACUGGUGAAAUCAAAGAUUUAGUUAUAAUUGAAGAAUCAGGUAUUGCUAAAGGUAUCAGACGUAUUGUUGCCGUUACUGGUACUGAAGCUCAUAAAGUUCAAGCUAUCGCCCAUGAUUUUGAAAAAGAAUUACAUCAAGCUAAUCAAUUGGAUUUUGGACCAUUAAAAGAACAAAAAGUCAAAGAAUUAGGUGUUUCAUUAAAACAAUUAACCAUCUCAGUUGUUGAAAAACAAAAAUUAAACGAUAAAUUCAACAAGAUCGAUAAAUCAAUCAAAGACCAUUUAAAAGCUAUCCAAAAAGAAGAAUCAAAGAAAGUUUUAGACAAGGUUAAUGAUUGGUUAAAAGAUGAAGAAGCUAAACCUUUCUUUGUUGAUUACAUUGAUAUAAACGCUAAUGCUAAAGCUAUCACUGAAGCUAUCAACUUAAUCAAGAAACAACAUAAAGAAAAAUCCAUCUAUUUGAUAACUGGUAAAGACAAAGUUGCUCAUGGAUGUUAUAUUUCAGACGAAGCUCUUGCUAAAGGUAUUGAUGUUACCGUUUUAGGUAAAGCCGCUUCAGACAAUAUUGGUGGUAAAGCUGGUGGUAAAGGUAAUACCGUUCAAGGUAUGGGUGAUAAACCAGAAGGUAUCAGUAAAGCUGUUGAAGAAAUCACCAAAUUAAUUGAAAGUAAACUUUAA
Yamadazyma jaroonii is the source of this 2865-nucleotide messenger RNA. The record is from the annotation of a GenBank genome assembly. NCBI's taxonomy places the organism in Eukaryota, Fungi, Ascomycota, Pichiomycetes, Serinales, Debaryomycetaceae.